AUGACUGAUACGUCUAUUGUCGGCAACUGGUAUAACCAGAAUGUCACGUUGGAGCAUGAUAGACUUGUGAAGUCACGCAUCGAGUACUCUAUCACAAUGAGAGUAAUUAAGAAGUGCCUUGAGGAGCUAGCCACUACCUCGGACGACCAGAUCCGCAUUCUCGAUAUCGGAGGGGGAACAGGAAGAUAUGCUGUCGAGCUAGCGAAACAAGGCCAUUCCGUAACCCUUUCGGAUAUUUCACAGUCAGAACUAGACUAUGCCGCCCAGUUUGCCAGUCAAAACGGUGUGACUCUUGCGAAAAUUGUGCAGGUAGAUGCUCGCCAAGUGAGAGACAACGAGCUGCUCUUUCAACAUGGCUUCUACGACCUUGUCCUCUGCAUGGGCCCAAUGUAUCAUCUCCUCGAGGAAUCUGAGAGGGUAUCUCUGCUUGAGUCAUGCGCUUUGAUGACGAAACCGGGAGGCUUCGUUAUAGCCGCCUUCGUUACAAAAUAUGCGCAUCUUCGCGACCUGGCGCAAAAAGACCCGAAACGUCUAAAGGAUGAGCGGGAGUUCUAUACCCAAUAUUUCUCGACGGGAAAGUAUACGCGCAAUUCCAACGCCAUCGUUUCUCAUCAUGUCGACGUGGGUGAGGUGCAGGGGCUAUUCAACAAAGUACAAGACAGGAAGGUGGUGGAUAUCGUCCUUGAAAAGUUAAUUGGGUGCGAAGCGUUUCUGGGUGGUGGUUUGGCGGCGAAUAUGGACUUGAAUGAUAGCGAAACGUACGAGGCUUGGGUGGAAGUUUUAGUGAGAUACUCGACAGAUAUUCACGCGCUGGGAGCAUCGGACCACAUCGCUGCGGUUGCCCGUCGUAUCAACAGGAAUAAUACUUAA
Arthroderma uncinatum is the source of this 870-nucleotide messenger RNA. RefSeq lists its product as uncharacterized. The transcript has 2 exons. The coding region runs from base 1 to 870 and encodes 289 amino acids. NCBI's taxonomy places the organism in Eukaryota, Fungi, Ascomycota, Eurotiomycetes, Onygenales, Arthrodermataceae. The record is from RefSeq and is a predicted model, not a curated record.